Messenger RNA from Trachymyrmex cornetzi, 2921 nucleotides. RefSeq names its product organic cation transporter 1. Gene Ontology annotation, cellular component: membrane. The transcript has 9 exons. The record is from RefSeq and is a predicted model, not a curated record. Gene Ontology annotation, biological process: transmembrane transport. Lineage: Eukaryota; Metazoa; Arthropoda; Insecta; Hymenoptera; Formicidae. The coding region runs from base 279 to 2387 and encodes 702 amino acids. Gene Ontology annotation, molecular function: transmembrane transporter activity.
GGUGGUGGAGACGAGGGAGGGUAGACAGUACCAAGGAGGAGGAGGAUUCCUCGGUGCGUGAUCUCGGACGAAGGGGGCGAGAAACGUGCGUUUGUAAUUCGGCGUGGCUGCCUUCGAGGAUGAGCGACGGCGGUCAUGCCGUGUAAUUCGAAGGUGUACCACACCACCGUCGCAUCGUGCACGAUCGUCGUCGUCGUCGCCGCCGUCGCCGUGGUGAUCGUUCACACCGUCGUGGUCAAACUGUUGAGAUACGGCAGAGUCGCGGUAUCGCCGGAAAGAUGAGCUCGAUCGACUUUGAUGAGGUGCUGCUACACGUGGGAGAGAAGGGCCGAUACCAGAACAUCAUGUAUUAUUUGCUAUGCAUACCCGCCACCCUGCCAGCCGCCUUCUUGGCGUUCUCACAAGUGUUCGUGAGCGCCUCGCCAGAGCACUGGUGCAGGAUACCGGAACUGGAGAACAUGACGGAUCUGAUGUCGUUGGAGGAGAGGAAGGCGCUCUCAUUACCCUACAUGGUCAAGUCCGAUGGCAGGAGGGUUUAUUCCAAGUGUCACAUGUAUGACGUGAACUACACGGAGAUAAUAGAUUUGUGGCUCGAAGGCGCCAAUCUGUCCAACACCACCGAUAGCCCGUCACUGACCACAUCUCCGUCGUUUGACUUACCGUCAACCCGAUUGCCAUCGCCACCGGUCAGUAGCCCCGACUGGCCGGUCGUCAAAUGCCAAUAUGGAUGGAACUACGACACCAGGGACUACGACAGCACCCUCGUGACAGAGCUAGACCUGGUAUGUGACAACAGCUGGUGGCCUUCCACGUCGACGACGUUCUUCUACGUGGGUAGUCUCUUCGGCAACGUCGUGUUCGGUUGGAUCGCUGACAAAUGGGGCAGAAGAACGGCCUUUUUCGCCAUUCUGUUUCUCGAAGUGAUAUUCUCUAUCGCCACGAGCUUCAGUCCAAACUACGUGAUCUACACGGCGCUGAGGACCGUGAAUGGUCUCUUUUUUCCUGCCAUUUAUCAGAUACCUUUCAUACUUGCUCUUGAGCUAAUGGGGCCAAGAUACCGAACAUUCGCCGGGAUGGUGAUCUGCAUGUUCUUCGCCACGGCGAUGUCUCUCUUGGCGUUGCUGGGUUACUUGUUAAGACACUGGUAUACCCUGUCGUUAGCCACAUCGGUGCCUUUCAUUCUUCUCUUCAGUUACUACUGGAUCAUCCCCGAGUCGCCGCGGUGGCUUCUCAGUAAGAAUAGAAUAGACGAGGCGGAAGCGAUCGUCCAACAAAUGGCAAAAGUCAACGGCAAAACAGUGCCUACGAAUUUUCUUAGAAAGAUGGAGGUAGAAAUAUUAAAGAGGAAAGGGAUAUCAUGUAACGGCAGAAAUUCCAACGACAUCGACUUGGAAGGUGAAAACAGGGCGACGCCAACAUCUGCGACACCCAUGGACCUGAUCACAAAUCCAAACAUCAGGAAAAAGUUCUUUAUUCUCGCUUUCGAUUGGGUGGCGAACGCGGUAGUAUACAACGGGCUAUCUUACAACACGACCAAUCUGGGUGUCUCUGAUUAUCUGGCCUUUUUCAUUGGAGGAAUCGUUGAGAUUCCAUCGUACUUCAUUACGUGGUACGCAAUGGACAGAUUAGGCAGGCGAUGGGUAUUGUGCGUGACCAUGAUGCUGGGUGGGCUCGCUUGCGUGUCCUGUAUGUUCGUGCCCGAAGCAGAUGCGGUCUGGGUGACAGUGAGUCUGGCGAUGAUCGGCAAAUUCGGCAUCGCUGCGUCCUUCGCUGUCUUCUACGUCUUCGUCGGCGAACUGCUGCCAACCGUACUAAGGUCUCAGGCGAUGGGCAUAGCUUCUUUCAUCGCCGGCAUCGGCCUUCUCACCUUCCCCUAUAUCGUUCAUUUAGCAGUCUACUCUAGAGUCUUACCCCUAAUCGUAAUGGGAUCAUUGAGCGUCGCCGGCGCUAUCACUUCCAUAUUCUUGCCGGAGACGCUCAAUAUCCAUCUGCCGCAGACGGUCGAGGAGGGUGAGCUCUUCGGAGCUGAUUUCAAACUGUGGUCCUGUCCGACGAUACCAAAGAAAGGUUCAAGCAAAUCCGAGUCCCUGCCGUUGGGGUACUUAGUGAACGGCGGACCGGGUAGUCGCUCGUCUACCUCGAAAGUCGCGUCGCAGGAAGGCGCGACUACGUCGCAGGGCGAGAAGCCAGCUGCCUCGCUGCCCUCAAAAGAAGAAGAGGCGAAGAACUUAAGCGCACCAAAAGCGGAGGAAUUGCCGAAUGUCGAGGUCGUCGAGCCGAAGAACUUAAGCGCACCAAAAGCGGAGGAAUUGCCGAAUGUCGAGGUCGUCGAGCCGAAAACGACCACCGUAUUAGCGGAUGUGUCCGCGUGCCGGAAGUCGCAAUGAGACAGGACGAAAUAACAGACAGUCUUAUAAUUAGCUCUUUGCAACGUUGUAUCAUAAUUACCAGUAUAGACACGCAUUGUAUUUAUUUUUCCAUUUAUUAUAAUGUACUUCCUUUGUAAAACCUGCCUGAGUUUAUCGACUAGCACGAUUCGAUCCCCGUCUUUUUUUCUGUGCUGCUGAAGAGUACUUCCAACUUGUCGCGGUGUGUGCGUGUACAUUGCGUGUGAUUGAUACGCGUGUGAAUCGAGGAUUAAUGUCCGGGAUCUACGAGGACUCUAGAAUGUAAUGCUAUACUUUUUUAUUGUUCAGUUAGACGUCGAUUUUACAUUUUGCCCUUGCGUUAUAAAAAAAAAUCUUGUUGUGAUUUCAGUUAGCUUAAAUAAAAUAUCUAUUGAGACGAGAGAAUUGUGAUGAUCGUCUGAGAAACCUUGCAUGUCAAUAUUUCAUGCUUGAUUAUUAAAAGCGAGAGCAAGGAUAUUGACUUUACCAAUUGUCAAAAAAUCAAUACUAUGACGAAAUAACAAGUAGAAAAUA